AUGGAGAAUAAUAAAAUGCUAGAUGAAGAAAAUGAUCAUUUUAAAAAAAACAAUGAUAAAUUGUUAUUAGAAAUUCGUCAGCUCAAUGGGGAAAUUAAUGAGUUAGAAGAAGAAAAUAAUGAGUUUUUGAAAAACAAUGAAUGUCUGGAAAAUGAAAUUGCAAUUCUGAAGAAUGAGAUUACAAGAAUAGGAGAUCUAAAUCGAGAAUUUGAGAUUGAUAAUAAGAAACUUUCUGAUCUAAUUUCGACGCUGGGUUUAGACUUAAACAAACUAGAAGUUGAAAAUAAAAAAAUUACAGACUUGAAUAAAAAACUUGAACUUGAAGUCGGACAACUAACUUGUGAUGUAAAAAAGAUAUCUGAAGAGCGUGAAAAAUUCUCAAAGAGCAAUGAUGUGUUAAGUAAAAAUUUAAUAGAAAUUUCAAAUGAAAAUCUGAAGAUGAUUCAAACCAGUAAAAAGUUAGAAGAUGAAAUUGCAGCCUUAAAACUUGAGAUGGAUAAAGUUAUUUUAGAAAAUAAAAAGUUUUCUGAAUCUGUUGAACGUCUCAAAAAAGAGACUGAAGAGAUUGGUACUGAGAAUAGGAAGUUUAUGGAAAACAAUGAGUCUAUCAAACAACAAAAUAAUAUUUACCACGAAAAGAUUACGGAGCUUACAUCAAAUGUUAUAGAUCUAAAAGAGAAAGCCCAAAAGUUUAAAGAACUUUAUCAGAGGUUACUGCGGGAGAAUGAGAAGCUGGCAACAGUGAGAGAUGAACUUCAGGAACAGCUUGGUGGAUUCAAAAAACUUCAAGAAAUGAUAUUUUCUCAGUUAAAUGAAAAAAUGAAAGCAAUGGAUCGAUCUUUACUUGAGAAAAUUGCACUAGACAUCGAAAUGAUUGAUGGUCAUCAAGGGUUGUCGCGCAAUGAAUUUGACUCAUUCAUGAAUCGUGUUCCGACUCAUUUGAAAAAUAAGUUUAUCAAAAUUGCUCAUGAUUUCCAAAAGUUUGACAAAAACAAGGAUGAUAUAAUCGAAUCGGAUGAAUUUGGUGCUAUGCUUGAUCAAGUCAUGGAGGGAGAAGGUUUAAAGAAAACAUAAGAAGAUAAAUCUUUUAAAGAAAAAGAGUUUAAUUAUUUAAGGAAAGAGAUAAGUCAAAUGAACAAACGGAAUUAUUUUUUGAUUUUUUUUAUAUUUAUAUUCAUAUUUAUUUUAAUUUUUUUUUAAAUGGUAUUAUAAUCUAUUUUUUUUUUAAUGGUUAUAAUCUUUUUUUGAUCUUUAUAAUUUUAUUUUUAUUUUAGUGUAUAUAUUUAUUAUGUAAAGUUUUACUAAAAUUUUGUGAACUGAAUCUUAAUACUCGAAUAUAAUUUUUAUGUAAAUAGUUUUUAAAGUUUAUUAGAAUAUUUUCACAUA
Molecule: messenger RNA, 1386 nt
Organism: Hydra vulgaris (swiftwater hydra)
Lineage: Eukaryota; Metazoa; Cnidaria; Hydrozoa; Anthoathecata; Hydridae
Product: kinesin-related protein 4-like
Molecular function (GO): calcium ion binding
Source: RefSeq, a predicted model, not a curated record